Molecule: messenger RNA, 1534 nt
Organism: Plectropomus leopardus (leopard coralgrouper)
Lineage: Eukaryota; Metazoa; Chordata; Actinopteri; Perciformes; Serranidae
Gene: lyset
Product: lysosomal enzyme trafficking factor
Source: RefSeq, a predicted model, not a curated record
AAACGGUAUUUCCUGUAACUCCGUGACCGACGGUGCAUCCCCGAAACGAGCCGACAGCAGACUUUUAAUUUGAAACAAUCAGCGCGAAGGAAGUAUGGAGGAUGAUGAACUUCCGUCAGCGGAUGGGAUGGGUGGGCGUGGCUCUCUACCUGCUGCUCAGCAUCAUGGCGGUGUAUUACGUCUUUGAGGUCCACAGCUUCAGUUUGGAGCAUGUGCAGAGAGGUGUGAUCGGCCCGUCGGCUCCACCCCUCGACAUCAGCUGGUCUCAGAGCGUCAGCGCUCGUCUGCCGCCACUUCCUGUCUGGAUAUGGGCGUCGAUUUUCCUGCUGCCUUACCUGCAGCUCUUUCUCUUCCUGUUCUCCUGUACAAGAGCCGACCCUCGAGCGGUCGGUUACUGCGUCCUUCCUGUCUGCCUCGCCCUGCUCUGCAGCCGUCACGCCACACGCAAACCGACCAAUCAGAGAGGCCAGCCGCUCAUCGACACAUAGAGAGGACAACCAAUCAGAGAGGACCGUCCCUCAGAUGACUGAAUUUUUUGUGUUGUUUGUGAUGUCACUUCCUGUGUGCCUUUAAACAGUUUAACAAACCGUCCUGUGAGAUUUAACCCUACUGUCUGACAGGAGAUGAUGCAGGAACUGCCCUUUACUGCCCUGCGUGUCGACUGUCAGGCAGCUGUAACUCUACAGACAAUCCUUUUCUGUGAUUGGCUACAGGACAUUUAGUAUGUGUGUCACUGGUCAGUACUGUUGCUAUGGUUACCUGCAGUUUAAUAUAAAGAGGGGAAGUUAAACGACUGACUGAAAAGCUGCUAGCCAAUCACAAGAUGAGUCACAUGACACGCUGGUAUCCAUGGUGACUUUAUUGCAACAUCUAUGAAAUUUUUAUGUUUUGUAAAGAUUUGUAAUUUAUCAUGAAAAACAGAAACAUUUAUUGAACAGACUGGAGGAGGCGGGGCCAAACACUACGGGUGCAAACACUGAACGUGGAUCGAGAAUUAAACUGGCUGAAAAAUGAUUGGGGUUUGGUUCAGAGAGUCUAUAGAACUACAGUGAACCUGGGUCAGUGUUCAGGUCUACAGCUGUAUAAUAACAGAGAUAAAAUAUGAUAAAAAAUGAAUGGGGUUUGGUGGGAGCAGAGGUAAAUGCACUCAGAGGACUUAAAUCGGCUGAAAUGUAGCUGGAGUCUGGCUCACACACUAAUAGAGGGGUUCGGGUUUAUUACUGAUUUCUUUCUUUUCAGUAUUGAUUAAGUAUUGGUCAUGUACACUACUGAUUGGUUUGUGGAUGUAGUGAUGAUUUAUUGUAGUAUUGAUGGAUUUUUUUUCUCAGAUGAUCUGGGGCUGAUUACAUAUUGAUAAUCGAUUGACUAUCUGGGUGGGGGAGCAGAUCUGAAUUUCUAGAGACAGCAGCUGUGACAUCAUGUUUGUGAACAUUAGGGGACAUCAAGGGAGAUCAGAGGACAUUCUGGGACAAUCCACAAACAGCAAAACAUGGAUAUGUUGACAGAGUUUAAUUAAAGGAGAGAUCAGAUCACA